AUGAGAGCAAUUGCCGCCUGCACCGAAGAUGACACUGGUGCUGGUGAACCUGAAUUGCCUGAGGUCGAACAGACCGUAGCGGUCGAGCUGGAACAGCCACCUGCUCCGGCGCAGCAAAGUGCUAGAUCUUCUGUGGCCCGCAGAUCUACCUCUACAGGAGUAGAACAUUCCGCGAAAUCUCCAGCCAAUUCUGCUUUAGCCAAUUCUGCUUCUUCGAGCAAAGGGGGCUCCCGGAGAGUAUCGCCGGCUAGGAGGUCUAUUGGCAGUACAACUUCCCCACACACAGCUCGCCACGCAGCCAAGCACUUGCGGAAGCGACUAUCAUCGGACGGCUCAACAAUCCAAGUCUCUAUAGUGCAUGAAUGGUUGGACGAGAUGCUGGCGGAUGGGCAUAUUCCGCCCCAAGAAUUGAUGAAGGCAGUUAUAGCCGUUACAUCGGAGGGAGUCAGAUUUGUCGACAGAACCGUGCCAUCCACAAGGACAGAUCUUCUAAGGAGAGCUGCAAAUCACCUCAGCAUAGGGUCAUCGGAUUUGCGACGGCUAGCGCAGGAAGUGAAGGGCGACCCUUUGUUAGCACACCAAGGGCCUUCGGGUGGUGCGCAGCCAUUCCAAUCUGAGUUGCACAAGGACUACAGCACACGCGAGAAACGGGGAUUUCGCACGCCAUCGCCUGGCCCCCAGAUGCUAACUCCAACGGCCAGUUCGCCAGAACCAUUUGAGACUUCUGGGUGGGCAAGUGCAUCAGAUGCAUCAAGUGUCCCUGACCCCGUUGAGCCCGCUGAAGUAUUUGAGACUCCCGAGUCAGUCGGAACCCAGGCGCCUUUGACGACGCCGUUGCCAGAGCUGGAAGUACCAACGUCUGACGGGCCAAAGUCUGAAGGUAGCUCAGAAGGUGAUGAAUUUGAGCAUUACAGUCCUCCCCAAAGUAAUUGGCUGAUGAACUUAGAGGAGUUGCUAAGGGCUUCUCCGCCGCCGACACCUUCCCCUCAAACUGACGAACCCCUCCAGUUCUCGCCGGAAACUCAAAAGUUACUGGCCUCUAUUCCAUCUCUGCCAGGAAAGCCGAUACCAGAGUCCACUAAAGAGCUGCUGGACUACUCUCCCUAUGUUGGUGUUGCACCGAAGUGGAUGCCAUCCGUUGAUGAGGAACCAGUGGAAGAGAGCCGUAGUGGCUUAUUAUCCCCGACGGAUGCGAGUGACGAACCCAUCGACGAUCUUGCAAAGCAGGUAGACGACAUCAUUGCAGAGCUACAGGAGCCCUCUGAAGCUGAAUAUCAGUUAGUAUUCGGGGAAACUUCACCAGGUCUGGACACCAAAGAAGGGCCAUAUGUGGAAGGAAUGGAGGCAUCGAGUCCGGUUGGAAAAUGGUCGUCACCGCUGGACAAGGUUGCGGACGGGUUGAUGGGAGGGAGAGAGCCAGAGAAUGAAGGGUCCCUCUUGGAAGACGGUUCCCGGCAACCCCUCGGCACGAGUGAGGAGGCAGUUCAGACACCCUUGCAUCAGCCUGAUAAAAAUGACGAGAGCUUACCGCAGACUUCCUCACUGCCAAUGAGCAAGGGGGAAGCUGCGUUGGAGCUGCCGCCGCUGCCGCUUAUAAGUAUACCAGCGUGUACUACAGGCAGCAGGUGUGAUAGCUUAAAAGCAAGGCAUACGCCUUUAACCACCGAUGUUCAAUCAAGCCGGCCGAGACUCUGGGAAAGGACAAAGGCUGCUGCCGCCGAACACAAAACACUACUCAAAAUGACGGGAGGGCUAGCCUUUGGGGCUCUGUUAAUUGCAGGAUUUGUGGCACUUAAUAGACGGCUGCACCGCCGUCUGCCUAUUUCGAGUCCUCUCAUUAGCACAGUGGAGCCGAAGAAGUGCCACGUGCUUGUUGACUUCGCCAAGGGGAGAAGAUUAAAGGCCAUGGGUAGAGUGGCAAGCGUUGAAAGAGUAGAAGUGAACAACACGAGCAGGACGCUGACCGUGGAAUACCUGGAAAAGCCCGCUUUACAGUGCUCGCGUGGUCGCGAAAUUUUCAACUGGUUCAAGUAUUUUUCCUCUUUCGGGAGGAACCUUGUCCGUCGAGUAGAACAAAUCCGUGUCCCGGAUUCGUGCAUGGCUGGACCUUACUCGAAGUUUCAAGUUAAGGAAGACAAGGGAGCUUCUGCCCGCUUACUUGUGGACCUUGAUAUGAACCCAGGCCCGCUGGCUGUGCCCAGGGAGUUGAUGGAGGCUACGGAUCUAGAGGAACUUCUAUCGAACUAUGGAAAGGACCCCACGUGGAAGGUGUACGAUGACUGUGUGAUGCACAUCACGAUCGACAGACCUUUUAGGGGUUCCCCAAUCGUUGUGGUAGAAAGUGCUCGUGCCCGAGUAGGAUUCCAAAACCCAGAGCUGCAGCACCUCAGCAGUCCUCUACCCAGAGAAUGUGACUGGAUGAAGCCCUGGACGCUUCGUAUUGCUUACAAGAGUAAUAACGGUGGCCCGGUGGACCUAUUGCUGCUGAUGAGUGCAGCUGUUCCGCCUCUGGAAGAAACCAUAGUCCUCGACAGGGAAGCCGGGGAUGCAGCUUUAGACGACCCCGAUGACAUUUUGGAGGACAUACGCGGGUUAUUUGGGGAAUGA
This is a messenger RNA of Eimeria maxima, 2607 nucleotides long. RefSeq lists its product as hypothetical. The coding region runs from base 1 to 2607 and encodes 868 amino acids. The record is from RefSeq and is a predicted model, not a curated record. NCBI's taxonomy places the organism in Eukaryota, Apicomplexa, Conoidasida, Eucoccidiorida, Eimeriidae. The transcript has 7 exons.